AUGGCUGAGGAGGGUUAUUACUAUGAAUCAAGAUUUGUCUGCAAGCUCUGCAACAAGAAAUUCCCAUGUGGGAAAUCACUGGGGGGGCACAUGAGGUCUCACGUUGUAGCGAAUUCAGCCGAAUCGGACGAACUUUUCGAUAAAAAAAUCCAAUCUUUCGCCGAUUUCGAUCAUCAGUCCAGCUCGAAAGACUCGAGGAUCGCCGAAUUCGUAAACGGGCAGCAGUCGAGCUACGUGUUGAGAGAGAAUCCCAAGAAAACGUGGCGGGCAGCCGACACUACACGAGUCCCAUUGCCUCAGGACAAAAUCUGCAAGCAAUGUGGGAAAGGGUUUCAAUCUAUGAAGGCUUUGUGUGGACACAUGGCUUGCCACUCGGAGAGGGAUAAAAACUCGAAAGACGAUAGUUCUUGGACGAGCGAGAAUCAAAAGGCGGUGCUCGACAGCUGUUCGGAUACAGAGGAAGGAGAGGAAAGGAGAAUUCGAACACGAUCAUCUUCCAAGAGCAGCAAGAGGUACAAGAAAUUCGUCGAGAAAUCAUCUCAGUUUUUUGCUCUGGCUAACAAUAAUUAUAAUAAUGUGAAUGGCUCUUCAUCUAUGUCUGAGAUUGAUGGACAAGAUCAUGAGGAGGUAGCUAUGUGCCUUAUGUUGCUGUCGAGGGAUUUAGGGAAUAAUAAUAAUUAUUCAGUGGUCGAGUCAUCGGAUAAUAACUCGGUUGUCUUGGAGACUAAGUCUUCUUCUAUCGAGAUGAGGAAAAUGGAGAAUGAGAAGAAAAUCGCGAAUAAUGAUAGUGAUGAUAAGUUGAAAGGCAAGAUUUUGGACGAUGAAAAUGCUCAAGUGGAGGAUGAUUUCAAUUCCGAUUCCGGCUAUUUCUUGGACGAGCGUGCUAAAUCCGAUUCCGACCCAUCGGUCGAUUGGUUCAAGAAGAGCUCGAAAGGGAACGACCUGAGAAAAUCGAGCAAGGAUGAAUAUUAUUAUGAUGAUGAUCGUGAUGUCGAAUCUCGAAAGAGAAAAUAUUUGGCUUCUCAACAAAAUCCCGAUGAGACUCCUCAUAAAAAGAGCAAAUAUGAAUGCUACAACUGUAAGAAGAGUUUCAAGUCUUAUCAGGCUCUUGGGGGCCACAGGCCAUGCCACAAAAGGACGAAUGCUUUUAACGAGAGCCGAGACGAGAGUGGGGAAAAUAGCCCGGACGAGUCUGCUGAUUACAGCAAGAAAAAAUCAAGCGCUGCUAAAAAGACUAAGGCAGGUACUAAGGGAAAAGACCAUAUUUGCCCGUUUUGCGACAGGGUUUUUAAGAACGGUCAGGCUUUGGGUGGACACAAGAGGUCCCAUUUUAUCAUUACAGGUCCAGUUGAGAACGAGAAUACAAGUCGUGGUGCAGCUAAGGCUGAUGAGCUUCGCGGCUUGCUUGAUCUUAAUCUUCCGGCUCCUGAGGAUGAUGGGGAUAACUAA
Striga hermonthica is the source of this 1449-nucleotide messenger RNA. The record is from the annotation of a GenBank genome assembly. Lineage: Eukaryota; Viridiplantae; Streptophyta; Magnoliopsida; Lamiales; Orobanchaceae.